Messenger RNA from Rhipicephalus sanguineus (brown dog tick), 1596 nucleotides. Its product is annotated as cytochrome P450 3A41. The coding region runs from base 73 to 1563 and encodes 496 amino acids. The record is from RefSeq and is a predicted model, not a curated record. Gene Ontology annotation, molecular function: heme binding; iron ion binding; oxidoreductase activity, acting on paired donors, with incorporation or reduction of molecular oxygen. NCBI's taxonomy places the organism in Eukaryota, Metazoa, Arthropoda, Arachnida, Ixodida, Ixodidae. The transcript has 14 exons.
GUCCUAUAGAACUAUCACCGCAGUACACUGGUUUGGAGUACAACGUGAACUUUGGUGUUCACUACCUAAGACAUGUAUCUGGCCGCGAUCCUUCUCGUUGCCGUUGUUCUCCUUUACCUCUUCAGGACGGUUAAGCGGACCUUCAGCUUCUGGGAGACGAAAGGUGUGCCGCACUUGUCUCUGACACAGUACGUUGGUGUGCUUUACGAUACCUUUACAAAGCCAUUACCGGACGUUGUGCGGAGCAAUCACUUGAAGUACGGAAAGCUGUACGGAUCUUAUCAAGGCUUCGUUCCUUGCCUUGUGGUUGGAGACCCGGAUGUGCUGCGCAUCGUGUGUGCCAAGGAUUUCAAAUCAUUCGUUGACAGAACGGAAAGUGAAGUGACUGGAAAUGCUUUGUGGGACAACAUGCUACUCAACAUGUCUUCGGAUAUGUGGAAGGACGAACGGAUGGCUCUAUCACCCGCAUUUACUCCGAGCAAGCUAAAACUGAUAUUUCCGCGGUUCGUUGAAUUCGCAGAACGGUUGCGGCUUCAGUUCGUAGAAGAAGCUAAACAAGGAAACGUCGUAGAAGUUCAAAGGCUGUUUGAGAAGUGCUCGAUGGACGGCAUGGCCGCGUUUCUGUUCAGCCUUGAUCUCUGCACACGCCAGUCAACGGACCACCCGCUGGUGACCUGCUGCAAUGGCUUUUUCAGCGCGAUUGGCGGAUGGAAAGUCGUCAUGUUAUAUGCUAUGUCGAGGGUUUUUAAGAUGCUGCCUAUAGAGUUCCCGAGCACUUACGGUUCUCAGCAAGUGCUUAAUUUCGCAAAAGUCAUGGUCGAGAAAAGACUGGCUUCGAAUGAGCGACACAACGAUGUCCUUCAACUGUGUUUAGACACCGUAAUGGAAAUGAAAAAAGCAGGUGGUAAAAAGCUAACAGAAUCUGAGAUGAAGGACGUGGCGGCCGAGAUCAUGGUGUUUUUCAUCGCCGGCAGUGACGGCGUAGCCAUUGCGCUGACAUUCACAGCGUACAACUUAGCACUCUCUCCCGAAUACCAGGACAGGCUGGUCAAAGAAAUUGACGAAGCCAUCAGCAAGCACGGGAUGACGUUCGAGGCCAUGAAUCACAUGCCCCUCCUCGAGGCUACCGUGAAGGAAUCCCUCCGCAUGUAUACGCCAGACUCAUUCCUGACGAGACGCUGUAACCAGGAAACGACACUGUACGGGAUAGAUUUCAAACCCGGAAUGUGCAUCGAGAUACCGUUGACAGGCGUUCAUUACAAUCCAGAAUUCUUUCCUGAUCCUUACACUUUUAAGCCGGAAAGGUUCUUGCCGGAGAACAAGGACUUGCUCAAGCCGUACACUUUCUUGGCUUUCGGCGCGGGACCCCGAAAUUGUAUAGGAUUGCGCGUUGCCCUCGUUCAGGCCAAGAGUGUGCUCGCCUGUUUAUUGAGGGACGUCCGCUUCGAGCGGUGCAACGACACUGCUGUUCCCGUGAAGUUUGUUCCCCAACGCCUUCUUUUGGAACCAAAUCCAGCGGUGAAGCUACGUGUCGUACCACGUCGCUCAACCGUGCAAGAAUAGUCCUGCUUUAGUAAAUGCACCAGCAUUUGCUGA